CGGGGCCGGAACGGAAGAGACUGGAAGAAAGGAAGGAAGUGGAAUUAGAAGAAGAAGAAGAAGACGGAAGAAAUUUGUCUCUCUGUUUCUUUCGUCUAUGCUUGCACCAUCGCUCGUUAUGAUUUGAUGAUCAAAACUUCAGCAUACCUGAAAAUGACAGGCGAGAACUAAAGAAAACGCACGAAGUCCCAGAUAUCUUCCUUCCUUCCUUCUUCCUUCCUUCCUUCCUUCACUGUCGAUAGAUGGCUGGGAGAUCUUCUUCUUCUUCUUCAACCAUUGCCAGAUCCAGAUCCCCCGUUCUCCUCUGCACCCUCUCCCUCAUCGGUUUCUCUCUCCUCUUCUUCCUCUUCUCCCUCUCCUCCUCUACCUCCCGCUCCCCUCCCUCUUUCCACUCUGUCCGGGCCCCGGAUACCUCCUUCCUCAUCUCUCUCGAGCACUUCCUCGCCCUCAGGUCCCCUGCUCCCGACGAUACGGUGCGUCCGCUGGCGGAUGACGACGACCGCGUCACCAAGCUCGACGAUUCACUUUUCAGGUCAGAGAGCCAGCGGCUCUACGGAGCCCCCUACUACCCUCUCAACUUUCCGCUCAGGGUUUACGUGUAUGAGAUGCCCCGCAAGUUCACCUAUGAUCUACUCUGGCUCUUCCACGACACUUACAAGCAGACCUCUAAUCUCACCUCCAAUGGCAGCCCCGUCCAUCGUCUUAUCGUGCAGCAUUCCAUAGACUAUUGGCUCUGGGCCGAUCUGAUUGCUCCAGAAUCAGAGAGGCUCUUGAAGAAUGUCGUCAGAGUUCGCCGGCAAGCGGAGGCCGACCUGUUCUACAUCCCCUUCUUCACGACCAUCAGCUUCUUCUUACUGGAGAAGCAACAGUGCAAAGCUCUUUAUAGGGAAGCACUAAAAUGGGUGACGGAUCAGCCUGCGUGGAAGCGAUCUGAAGGGAGAGAUCAUGUACUUCCUGUCCAUCAUCCCUGGUCAUUUAAGUCUGUUCGCAGAUACAUGAAGAAUGCGAUCUGGCUGCUUCCUGAUAUGGAUUCUACAGGGAACUGGUACAAGCCUGGGCAAGUGUCACUGGAGAAAGACCUAAUUCUACCCUAUGUCCCUAAUGUUGAUUUAUGCAAUGCCAGAUGCCUCUCAGAGAGUGAACGUAGGAGGACCACCUUGCUUUUUUUCCGUGGGCGGCUGAAGAGAAAUGCAGGUGGAAAAGUACGGGCUAAGCUAGUAGCUGAACUCAGUGGUGUAUCAGAUGUAGUUAUAGAAGAGGGAACGGCUGGUGACGCAGGGAAAGCAGCAGCUCAGGAUGGGAUGCGAAAGUCCAUUUUCUGCUUGAGUCCAGCUGGUGACACUCCAUCAUCUGCUAGACUGUUUGAUGCUAUUGUCAGUGGGUGCAUCCCUGUUAUAGUUAGUGACGAAUUGGAGCUUCCUUUUGAAGGGAUACUUGAUUAUAGAAAGAUAGCUUUAUUUGUUUCUUCAAGUGAUGCUAUUCAACCUGGUUGGCUUUUAACGUUUCUGAGAAAUGUUAGCCCGGCUCAAAUCAGAGAGAUGAGAAGCAAUCUUGCCAAGUAUUCUCAUCAUUUCAUCUAUUCAAAUCCAGCCCAGCCUUUGGGUCCUGAAGACUUGGUUUGGAGAAUGGUUUGUUGCUCUCUUCUUCUAUGGCUGGUAAGGUGGUGACCAUCAAGCUCCAUACGAGGAGAUCACAGCGGGUAGUGAAAGAGUCUAGAAGUAUCUGCACCUGCGACUGUAAGCGGGCCAACUCAACAGGCUAAGUUCCCCAGGCCCAUCUUUUUGUCUCCCUAUUUGCCCAAAGUACCUUUUCCCCCUGGUCCCCAUUGUUUUCAAGCUCGUCUGCUGAUUCAUAUUCACUGGACUGAUGAGAUAUACUAUUCGAACGAUUAUCUUGAUCUUGAGAUGAUUAUCUUGAUCUUUGACUGCUCUAGACUCAUCGAAACUAAUGUACACGAUAGAAAGUCAAUUCCAAUACGGCAGUGGCAAUGAACAAUGGAAUUGGUCUAUUGUGGCAGUGGAGUGUGAAACAAUAUCGCAGCUGGAGUUGUCGUGAUGGUAAGUUCAGGUGGUCAGCCUUUGAGCUGGUCUAACUUCAGACUCUGUACGGGGGCAGUUUGAUUACUUCUGUUCGCACCUUAUUUUUUAUACCCUUUCUUUUCAAAUAUAAUAUAUAUAUAUAUAUAUAUAUAUAUGCGCGCCCGCUCUCUUCUCUGGCAAUUGUAGUCCACGUUAGAAAUGGGGGCUCAGCUCUGUGUAAAAUGUGAGGUGCAUGUUCAACUAU
Messenger RNA from Punica granatum (pomegranate), 2283 nucleotides. The record is from RefSeq and is a predicted model, not a curated record. Lineage: Eukaryota; Viridiplantae; Streptophyta; Magnoliopsida; Myrtales; Lythraceae.